Euleptes europaea (tarantolino) is the source of this 723-nucleotide messenger RNA. Its product is annotated as cysteine-rich venom protein latisemin-like. The record is from RefSeq and is a predicted model, not a curated record. NCBI's taxonomy places the organism in Eukaryota, Metazoa, Chordata, Lepidosauria, Squamata, Sphaerodactylidae. Gene Ontology annotation, cellular component: extracellular region. The transcript has 7 exons. The coding region runs from base 1 to 723 and encodes 240 amino acids.
AUGGCUGUGACCGUUGUGUUGAUGAUAAGUCUUGCGGCCGUACUGCAACCAUCUGCCGGACAGGGGCCUAUCGCUUCCUUGUCGACUGAUCGUGCUGAUCAGCAAAAGGAGAUUACUAACAAGCAUAAUGCUCUCCGGAGAAGCGUGAAGCCAAGUGCCAGCAACAUGUUGAGAAUGGAAUGGUCUCCGGCCGCUGCUGAGAAUGCUAAACGCUGGGCACAGCAAUGCAACCAAAAUCACAGCCCAUCAGAUAAAAGAACCGUCAAUGGAAUAGGAUGCGGUGAAAAUCUCUACAUGUCAACUGCACCUAAUUCAUGGUCUAAAGCGAUCGAUGCUUGGUUCAGCGAGGUGAAAGAUUUCCGUUAUGGUCAAGGAAGUGUAACAGGCGCUCAAACGGGCCAUUACACACAGCUGACUUGGUACCGGUCCUACUUGCUUGGCUGCGCGGUCGCCCACUGUCCUCGGAGCAGAUUCGCUUACUACUUCGUUUGCCACUACUGCCCGGCAGGAAAUAUCAUAGGCUCAAUCAAUAAGCCAUACAAAUCGGGAAGGCCUUGCGCGGACUGCCCAAACGCUUGUGACAACGGACUCUGCACAAAUCCUUGCAAACAUGAUGAUAAGUACAGCAACUGUGCUGAUUUAAAAAGAUCUCCUGGAUGCAACAAUGCACAAGUGAAGGAGUGGUGCCCUGCUUCUUGCCAAUGCACCACGGAAAUCAAAUAG